Molecule: messenger RNA, 3206 nt
Organism: Carica papaya (papaya)
Lineage: Eukaryota; Viridiplantae; Streptophyta; Magnoliopsida; Brassicales; Caricaceae
Product: U-box domain-containing protein 33
Biological process (GO): protein phosphorylation; protein ubiquitination
Molecular function (GO): protein kinase activity; ubiquitin-protein transferase activity; ATP binding
Source: RefSeq, a predicted model, not a curated record
ACCAAAAUUUAAAAAAGAAAAAAUUCUUUUGGGAUUCCUAAUUUUUCAGUAUCUAUUUGGCUUUACAUUUUUGUCACUAGAAACGAAGACGAACCUUCUCUUUAGCGCCAAUCGUAGGCUGCUAGCUGCUGCACGUACCCAGAGCCUCUUCGUUCCACUUCAUCUUCUCCAAGAAAUCGCUUUAUUCUCCAUUUUUUUUUUCAGUUAAAGCUAGGGUCUCUGGUUAUCCAAACAGCCGGAGACAGCUGCAUAAGGAAGAUCGCUUUAGUUUAUGGGAGGUUUUGACUGUUAACUCAAGGGUUUCUUUCGGUUCCAGAGCUUGUUAAGAGGGAUCGAAUUCGAUAAUUGAAUGUAGUUGAUUUUGUGAUUUUGAUGUUUGAGGUUCUCGAUAAAUUUGACAAUGGCUGUGGUGAGUCCUGUGCCUGCUAUUGCCCAGGGGGUCGAUUCGAUGAGGUUUCUUGGGGCUAGAACCCCUAGAAUCAUGGCGAGCAGGAGAGAACUUGUGGCAGAGUCGGUGGCGGAGAUAAUUGAGGAGAGGAUAUUUGUUGCAGUUGGUAAAAAUGUGGAGAAGAGCGAGUCCACUCUGUUAUGGGCAUUGAGAAACUCGGGAGGGAAGAGGAUCUGCAUCGUUCAUGUUCAUCGGCCGGCGCAAAGGAUCCCACUCACUAACCUGGGCACAAAGUUUCCAGCGAGUUCACUGAAAGAGCAGGUAGUCAGAGCAUACCGGGAAAUUGAAAGGCAAAACAUGGACGAGAUACUGGAAGAAUACCUUCGCAUCUGCCGUCAAGUGGGGGUUCGGGCAGAGAAACUGUAUACUGAACUGGAUUCUGUUGAGAAUGGAAUUUUGGAACUGAUCUCUCAGCAUGGGAUAAAGAAGCUUGUCAUGGGAGCAGCAGCAGACAAGCAAUACUCGAGAAAAAUGACGUACCUCAAGUCCAAGAAAGCCAUUUCUGUACUCAAAGAGGCACCUGCUUCUUGUCACAUAUGGUUCAUUUGCAAGGGACAUCUCAUCUACACUAGGCAAAGUAAUUUAUAUGGAACGGAUUUGGAGGUUGCACCUUCAUCUCUACCUGCAUAUCCAAAUACAGAAUUUUCAAAUCACUUGAGAUCGCAGUCUGUCAAACUUCAGCAGAAUCAUCGAGUAAAACUCUCCAAUCAAGCUCAAGAUUUAUUAUUUCGGAUAAGGUCCAUAGUUCUAGAUAGACAUGGAGGAAGGUAUGCAACUCUUACUUCCCCAGGUGCUGGAGGGCUGUCAACUCCAAGGAGCAGGUCAGAUGCAGAAGGGAGUUCUGACAAAGGUGAUCAUUUCAGAAGGAGCCUUUCUGGAGGUUUUGGUCGUUUAUUGUGCUCUUCCAGUGGAAUGGCUCUGAAUCUGAUUGAGAGGUCUGAGGAGAUUGGCAAUACAUUAGAAGGGAGCGGAUUCCAUCUGUCCAAAGAGGAUAUUUAUCGCUUAUCUCCACCCAGUGUACUGGAUGGAAGCAUAGAUGAUAAUCUUUAUGAUCAACUUCGACAAACUAUGGUACAGGCUGAAAGUUCAAGACGUGAAGCGUUUGAAGAGGCAGUUAGGCGUGGGAAAGCAGAAAAGGAUGCUAUUGAGGCUAUUCACAGGGCUAAGGCAUCAGAGAACUUGUAUUCUGAGGAGUUAAAACAGAGGAAAGAAAUUGAGGUGGCAUUAGCAAAAGAAAAAGAGGAACUUGAGAAGGUGAAGAAUCACCUAGACAAAAUUACGGAAGAACUUCGAAUUGCCUUGGAGCAGAAAUUGAAUUUCGAGAGCCAAUUGGCAGAAUCUGAUCAGAUGGUAAAGGAGUUGGAAGGGAAGAUUAUCUCGGCUGUAGAACUGUUGCAAAGCUACAAGAAAGAACAGGAUGAGUUGCAGGUGGAGCGUGACAAUGCACUCAGAGAAGCUGAGGAGCUGGGGGAAAGUCAACAAGAGGUCUCAUGCAUGCACUUGCCUCAAUUCUUCACUGAGUUCUCUUUCUCAGAGAUUGAGGAUGCAACUCAAAACUUUGAUCCAUCUCUGAAGAUAGGAGAAGGCGGAUAUGGGAGCAUUUAUAAAGGUCUCCUGCGUCAUACCCUUGUGGCCAUAAAGUUGCUUCACGCCCACAGCUUGCAAGGCCCCUCUGAAUUUCAACAAGAGGUUAAUGUAUUGAGUAAGAUGCGUCAUCCCAAUUUAAUCACUCUUAUUGGAGCCUGUCCAGAGGCUUGGACUCUCAUCUAUGAGUAUCUUCCGAAUGGCAGUCUUGAAGAUCGACUCUGCUGCAAGGGCAAUUCUCCUCCUUUAUCAUGGCAGACUCGAAUACGCAUUGCCACUGAGUUAUGCUCUGUCCUGGUCUUUCUCCAUUCAGGCAAAGCUCAUAGCAUAGUUCAUGGUGAUCUAAAGCCUGCUAACAUUCUACUUGAUGCCAACUUUGUAAGCAAAUUAAGUGACUUUGGGAUAUGUCGUCUCAUUUCUCAUUGUGAAAAUUUAAGCAGCAAUGCAACCCUAUUUUGCAACACAGAUCCUAAGGGCACUUUUGCAUAUAUUGAUCCUGAAUUCCUUGCUACUGGGGAGCUCACACCAAAAUCAGACGUUUACUCAUUUGGGGUAAUAUUAUUACGCUUGCUGACUGGGAGACCAGCUUUGGGGAUAACAAAGGAAGUGCAGUAUGCACUAGAUACUGGAAAAUUGAAAACCCUCCUAGAUCCUCUAGCCGGUGACUGGCCCUUUGUGCAAGCUGAGCAGUUGGCUCACUUGGGAUUGAGGUGUUGUGAGAUGAACCGAAGAAGCCGUCCAGACCUUGGGACAGAGGUUCUGAGGGUUCUUGAGCCAAUGAGGGCAUCAUGUGGAGGAUCAUCAGCAUUUCAUCUUGGUUCUGAUGGGCGGUGCCAGCCUCCAUCAUAUUUUAUAUGCCCAAUUUUCCAGGAAGUCAUGCAAGAUCCACAUAUAGCUGCAGAUGGUUUUACUUACGAAGCAGAAGCAUUGAGAGGAUGGUUAGACAGUGGCCACGACACUUCACCCAUGACAAACAUUAAGCUUGCACACUGCAAUAUUGUCCCCAACCAUGCUCUGCGUUCUGCCAUUCAGGAAUGGCUCCAGCAACAUAUUUGAGUAACAUUUUCUUUCUACUCUGAUAUAUUUGCAUAUAGUCAGUUUUUUUUUUCUUUUUCAAAAAGGUAGAUACUGAAGAAGAUAAACUGUGUUCAGAUAUAUAGACAUAUAGUUUUCU